Messenger RNA from Salvia hispanica, 1697 nucleotides. Lineage: Eukaryota; Viridiplantae; Streptophyta; Magnoliopsida; Lamiales; Lamiaceae. The record is from RefSeq and is a predicted model, not a curated record.
UAGAUAUAAAACUCCAACUCCCCCGCGCCAGUCUCUUUUCGCCUCCACCAUUCCAAAAAUGAAGCCCUACCUAUUGACAAAUCUUCCAUCAGAGAUCAUCGCCAUCAUCUUCUCAAAGCUCCCAAUUCCUACCCUUGCAAUCAGCAAAUGUGUCUGCAAACGGUUGCUGACUCUGCUGGAGGAUGAUUACUUUAUCAAUUCCUAUUCUUCUAAAUUAUCCUCCGCCCUAGCUGUGAUGCUGCCACUGAGCCCCAAAUACCGCUGCAAAAUUCUCGAAUUGGAAGACGAUCUCGAUCUCGACAGCCACAAUCCACUCACCUACUUCGAUUUCCGCAGAGGAUCGCGAAUUCAGGUUUCCGCUAACGGGUUGCUCAUUCUCGAAAAAUACGAGAAACAUCGCCAAGCCUUCUACGUGUGUAAUCCGAUCACUCGCGAAUCAAUUCGCCUGUAUCCGGCUCCAGAAGGAUGUUCUCACGGAUUCGGGAAGAGCAGAAUCAGCGGGCAAUUCAAGUUUGUGAUUCUCGAUGGCUAUUCUGGAUAUCAUGUAUACACUCUCGGAACAGGUGGUUCGUGGAGGCACGUUGCUGAACCUGUCCCGACUUGGCACGGUCAUAAGUCAUUUGCUGAAUCGGUAAAUGGCAUUCUCCAUUGGGAUUAUGAGGCUGAUAAAACUUGGACCAAGGAGUUUGUGAUCCCCUUGAAUUCUCUUCUUUUUGGUGGAGUUAAAUUCACAUAUAUUCACCCUCUGAAAGCUUUUGGAAAUGGUGAUAUCUUGAUGGCGUGUGAUCACAGCAAGAUUUUCUACUACUCCAACACCACUAAGGAUUAUCACCAAAUUUCUUUCUUUGGUGAACCGGAUGAGUGCUACUAUAUGACCUUUGUGCCUCUCACUCCAACCAUUCUUUCACUCAAAAGUUUCAGUAUGGAGAAAGUCACCUCUUUUUGAUUACAUGUAUGGUUUACUGUAUGAUUACAUGGGUUCAAGCAGAGCAUGAUGGAGGAUUUGGUAUGGCUGUGUGUUUGUCUCCCAAAUUAAGGCUGCUGAGUCUCUUCUACAACAAUUCAACCUGACCACUACUCCCAUGAGUGUUGAUGGAAAUUCUGCAGGCUGAAGAAGUGCUGAUGCAAGUAGCUUCACUACGCGUACUAGACCCGGCAUUGCUUAUGCUCUUGGCGCGGUUGCUAGAUUCAGGAAUGAGCAUUGCUUAUGCUCUUGGCGCGGUUGCUAGAUUCAGGAAUGAUCCAACGAAACAACAUUCUCUGCCACAUUUUGUGUGAUUACAGGGAGAUUUUCUACUACUGCAACAGCUCUAAGGAUUAUCACCUCUCCAAUGAAACGGAGGAGUGUUGCUACAAGACAUCUAUGCAUUUCACUCCAAUCUUUCUUUCACUCUAAAGAUUCCGUAUGGAGAAAGUCCAAUCAUUAUGAUUAACAUGACUGGUUUUUGUUACAUAAUCUCAUAUUGCAUUUAUAAAUUAAUUUCCAUGUUUCAAACAAAUACAAAUGCUUAAUCUGCUUAUUGGUUGUCAUGUUUACGGACUAAAUAUCAUGUCUAAUUUAAUUUCUUGUUUGAUUGUCUUUUAGCUUUAUAAUGUCAAGAUUAUAUUGUAUCCUAUGAUUAUUCAUUUCAAUUAUCACCUUCUUCAGGAUAACUAAUUUAAUCUGUUUUGACUUAUUUCAUUUGUAUUCUACUAUG